UCCCAACGGCCAACCGCGACUGUUUCUCGCAUCGGGAAAUCCUCUCCUGAAAAGACCUGCUUGACGGGAUUUGCACUCCAGGACGAUUUCAAACGCAGUUUUCCGUUUCAACGCCGACUACGCUUCUACACAGAACAGAACAGGUACAAUGGAAAAUAGUGGAACUUUGGCCGAAGAUUCGCCCAUGACAUGCCUAGCUACAGAUUUGAACUCUGCAAAUCUUAAUUCCCUACCGCGGACAAAGUCGCUUUCCCCUCGGACAGUGAAUACUCCGUCCACUCCUAAACUGGCACCAAGAAAAAAGCUAUUGUCGAGUGGACUGAGGGUUAGCACUCCGCCGAGUAUCCGUCCUGUUUCGAGGAGGCUUCAACUCGUCCCGGAUGAAAACAAUCCUCCUUCUCCGCCGUGCAAUGUGAGUAACAGGUGUCAGUCGAGAACACCGUUGGAUGACCACGACGCCAACUCGCAGGAUAGCGGCUGUGCGAUGUCCUUCUCGAGCGAUGAUUCCCAAGGUUUCAAGUUUGCUGAACCUUGUGGAUUCGCUCCAAAAAGGUUGAACAGUAUGGAGUCUCCGAGGAGGAAUUUUCAGUUUUAUUCGUUUUCGUCGACGUCAUCUGAUAAUUCAAAUUCUUACGAUGAUUGUUUUUUUGAUAAUGCCUCUGUGCUGCCAGAAGCAGACCAAGAGGAGAAUACGGGGCUGCCAGAAGGGAUGGGGAUUCUCCUCAACGGUAGGAUACUCAGCGAGUACAGUCCUAGAAAACAACUGGGGGACGGCAAUACACCUAAGAGGAAAGUACGUGCAGUUUCCAUGCGAGAUGAAAUUAAAAGGCCACUAUCAGAUUUUUCCAAAUAUGAAACCUCUCCACAAAAGCUUCGUUUGAAAAGGUUAAAAUCCCAGAAAGAAGACAUUCCAGAAAACAAAGGAACUCUCUUCGAGUAUGGUUUCUGGAAGUAUGCAGCACCUGAACCUGAAAAGAGUGAACUUGUGGACAGAAGAAAGUCAGAAAAUGAGCUAAACAUCAAAAUGGCACUGCAAAGAUCCACUCAAGAAGAUCUUAUCGGAAAUUUUUCCAAACCCUUUGCCUUACCACUCACUCCGGGAAAACACCAGGAUCUCAAGUCGAUCACGUGUGAGACACUGGCUCAUCUCAUAAAUGGCAAGUACGAAGACACUGUCGCCUCCUUCAAAAUUAUAGACUGCAGAUACCCCUACGAGUAUGAAGGUGGCCACAUCAAAGGCGCCAUUAACCUGUACACCUGUGAUCAUAUCUCCAAAGAAUUGCUGCAAUGUAAAGAAAAACCAAGGGAGACGUCACAGACUACAAAACGAGAUAUACUUGUUUUCCAUUGUGAAUUCUCCUCAGAGAGAGGACCUUUUCUGUCUCGCUUUCUUAGGAAAGAGGACAGGGCCGGUAACGAUUACCCUAACUUGCACUACCCUGAGAUGUAUUUGCUGCAUGGUGGCUACUCGGAGUUCUACAGGCAUUACAAUGAAAUGUGUGAGCCACGGUCUUACAGGACGAUGCAAGACCCAGCUCAUCAGACGGAGUUCAAGCACUUUAAGGCCAAGUCCAAAUCGUGGGCGCCGGGGAGUCACAAGAAACACACGAUACGCUCGCUGGCCAGACUGGGCUUCUGAACGAAAGUGGAGGCUUCAAUUGCUGUUUUUCUAGUCGUGCUAGACUCUCCCCCUUGAGAAAGCCCUUGCAAUUUUAGCCGAUUGGUCACCCACCCCUUCCCAAACAAGUUGCAAUCAAUGUUACCUCAUCCGCAAUAACUAUUUGAGGUUUUUAGCAAACCCGUUAAAAUGUUAAUGGAAAACCUCAUCGGUUUUCUAUGUUCUUUUUUAAAUAUUUUUUGAAAAGAAAAACAUUAGAAAAUUGU
Messenger RNA from Cimex lectularius (bed bug), 1884 nucleotides. Its product is annotated as M-phase inducer phosphatase-like. Gene Ontology annotation, biological process: protein dephosphorylation; positive regulation of G2/MI transition of meiotic cell cycle; positive regulation of G2/M transition of mitotic cell cycle. NCBI's taxonomy places the organism in Eukaryota, Metazoa, Arthropoda, Insecta, Hemiptera, Cimicidae. Bases 149 to 1639 code for a protein of 496 amino acids. Gene Ontology annotation, cellular component: nucleus; cytoplasm. The record is from RefSeq and is a predicted model, not a curated record. Gene Ontology annotation, molecular function: protein tyrosine phosphatase activity. The transcript is spliced from 6 exons.